CCUGCCGCAGCUGCCAUGGCCCAAGCCGGAGGGGAGGUCGCCCGGGAGCUGCAAGACAGCAUCCGGAAGUCCCUGAACCGGCCUCCCAUCCACCUCCUGGUGAGGGUGAAAUUAGAAACCAAGCCCAAGAAAACUGAAGAUCGGGUGCUGGUCCUGACUGCCUGGCGUGUCUAUCUGUUUGGGGUCAAGGUGCCAGCCAAGAUCGAAUGCUCUUUCAAUGUGCUAGAGAUCCGUGCUUUAAACGCCCUGAAUCACAACCAGAUCCUGGUCGAGACAGAGAAAGCAACUUACAGCUUGAAAUUCCCCACCCCAGAAAGCGCCGACCAGGUCACGAGGCAUGUUAACACGGCCUUAGCCAAAAUAUUUCCAAGCCCGGCCUCUGUUUGCUUGAUACGCCAUGGGAAUGCUGAGACCCCGGAGACGCCACGGGACAUGUCCCCUCACUCAGAGAGCUCCAACUCCACCACCCACAGCAUCUGCGGAGGUUUUUCGGAGACAUACGCCGCACUGUGUGACUACAAUGGGCACUGUUGCCGAGAAGAGGUGCAGUGGGAUGUGGACACGAUUUAUCAUUCCGAAGACAAUCGGGAGUUCAACCUGCUUGAUUUCUGUCACCUGGAAAGCAGGGACCUGGCGCUAAUCGUAGCUGCUCUGGCUUACAACCAGUGGUUCACCAAAAUCUACUGUAAAGAUCUGCGGUUGGGCUCAGAGGUAGCCGAGCAAGUUCUGCACACGGUGAGCAAGUCCCAUCACAUGGAGGAGCUGGUCCUGGACAACGCGGGGUUAAAAACAGAUUUUGCCUUGAAGCUCUCCUGUGUUUUAGCAGAGAACCCGAACACGGCUCUCCAUGCCCUGACGCUGUCCCACAACCCUCUGGAGGACAAAGGUCUCAGCGCUCUGAGCCAACAGCUGCUGUGUUUCCACAAAGGCCUGAGCAAACUCUGCCUUUCCAAGACCAGCAUCACCGCCAAAGGACUUGCAAUUCUGUGCCAGACAUUAGGUGCCAAUCCGGCUUUCACCAGCUCCCUCCGCCAUCUUGACCUAAGCAAGAAUCCGGGGCUGCUGGGGACCGAGGAAGCAAACGGCUUCUAUUCAUUCUUGGCCCAACCCAAUGCUCUCGUUCACCUGGACUUAUCCUCCACAGACUGUGCAGUAGAUGCACUCUUCGGGGCCCUUUUGCAUGGCUGUUGCCCACGGCUUAGCUACCUCAAUCUCGCACGAAACACCUUCUCCCACCGGAAAGGAAAGGGGAUGCACCCUUCUCUCAAGCAGUUCUUCUGCAGCGCCUAUUCCCUCAGCUACGUCAACCUCUCAGGCAUCAAAAUGCCUGUGGAGGCAUUAAGGUCUCUUUUCCAAGGUUUGUCAGCCAACACUCACCUCAGUGACCUUCACUUGGACUUGAGCGGAUGUGAGCUGCGUUCCCCCGGGGCCCAGGUUCUUCAAGAGCAACUGUCUGGAAUUAGCGCCUUGAGUAGUUUGGAUCUUUCCGACAACGGCUUCGAUACAGACUUGCUUACCUUGGUGCCAGCCCUGGGCAAGAAUAAAUUGCUGAAGCACCUCUGGCUGGGCAAGAACUUCAACGUCAAAUCCCGGACUUUGGAGGAAAUCUUGCAAAAGAUUGUGCAACUCAUCCAAGAAGAUGAUUGUUCCCUGCAGACUUUCUCGGUCGCUGAUUCCCGGCUGAAAACUCGCACCAGCAUCCUCAUCAACGCCCUCGGCAGUAACACUUGCUUGACCAAGGUGGACCUGAGUGGGAACUGCAUGGAGGACAUCGGGGCAAAGAUGCUGUCCAAAGCCCUGCAGAUCAACAGCACGCUGAGGAGUAUUUCCUGGGACAGGAACAACACAACCGCACAAGGUUUCCAAGACAUUGCCCGGGCCUUGGAGAACAACUACACCCUUAAGUUCAUGUCCUUCCCUAUGAACGACAUCACCGCAGCCUAUCGCAACACCCCCGAGCGGACAGAUGAAGUGUGGCAAAAGAUCCAGUGGUGUCUUCUCAGGAACAACCACUCACAAAAGUUCCCCCAGGAUCAAGCCUUCCGCCUCCACCAAGGAAUCGUCACCAAUAGCGCCGAGCAAAUGAUGAGCCGCCUGUGUGUGAGAGUCCAGGAAGAAGUGCGGGUGCUCCGAACCUGCUCGGCUGAUUCCGUCCAGGAGGAGGUGCUGUAUGCACGAGAGCUCAUGAAGGAAGCCAAGAAUUCACGGGCGCUCUUCCCCAGCCUGUACGAGCUUGGGCAUAUAUUGGCCAGCGAUGGGCCAGUCCGACACAGACUGGAGUCAGUAGCCAGUGAGGUGUCAAAGGCCGUGGACAAAGAGCUGCAGGUGAUCCUGGAGUCUAUGGUCGCCCUUACCCAGGAGCUCUGCCCGCAUGCCGUGCAGGCGGCCGAAGAGCAUAACAAGAUGUUGGCAGCCGUUUCGGAGCGUGUCACUGUCCCCCGAAACUUCAUCCGGGGGGCUCUGCUGGAACAGGCCGGGCAGGAUAUUCAGAACAAGCUCAACGAAGUGAAGCUCUCCGUCGUGACGUAUCUCACCAACACCAUCGUGGAAGAAUUGUUGCAGGAACUCUACCACGCUCACAAGAACCUGGCCCAGCACAUCACCCACCUCCGCCGGCUUUCUGGGGGUCAAGAGAACGCUGCCUUCCCGGAGCAACUGGGGAAGCCCCGUCUCCGUGACCACGAGGAGACCACAGACGAUGAGCUUGGCUCCAGCAUCGACACCAUGGCCAUCAAGAGGCGAAAGAACUGCCGGAGAAUCCGGCCUGCUUCUGCUUUCAUUAGUGGCUCAGAACAGGACGGCGACUUGGCAGUUCCCAGUAUGGACUCCUCUUUGGGGUGGAUCUCCUUGGCCAGUGGGAGCCAGUACUCCCGGUCCUGCAGCACAUCUUUUGAGGCUCUCUCUGACCUGCCAACCGAGGGCAUCCGGCUGCAGCACCAUACCCGGAGCAGACCCCGACCCCCUCGCACAGCUCCACACAACGGCUUCCAACCGGCUCUCUCAGCCCCACCCACCUCACAGGAGAAUGGGUUGGUACCACGGCUAGAUGAGGGUCUGGAUGAAUUUUUUAACAGAAGAGUUCUUGCUGACAACACCAGCUAUCCCAGGACGCCCAAGAGUUGCGGAGUCAGGCCAGGCCCUUCUGACCCGCUCCCACCUCAGCAAAAGAAGAGGAGGAGGGGCCUCUUCCAUUUUCGGAGGCAUCGCAGCAUGAAGGGGGAGCGGGACCCCGACGAUCUGCCCCCAAGUCCUCCCCCGCCACCCUUGGGUGGGGAAGAACAGAAGCCUUCACCUCGCUCUGCCUUCAGCCGAGAGGAAGAAAGGAAGUUAGGGCAGGAUGCCCUGGGAAUGGCAGUGGGUUUCCCAGGAAUGGGGGCAACGGCCCCGGGAAGUGGGGUGAAGGGUCUGCCGAGCAGAGUAAGACAGGGUUCCAAUCCUGACACAGAGCGGACAGAGCUAGAGGCCAAAGGGACAGAACUCUUGCAACCUUCAAGGGUCCAAGGGGUGGCAUUGCCGGGAAUGGGCCGUGCAAAGGGGUGGAGCCUGGAUGCCAAGUUGGAGAGCGUGGACCUAGAGCGAGGAGGCAGCAUGCGGGACCAGCAGAGAAGACGCUCCUCGGAUGACUCAGGGCAAGCCGGGUGGAGACCCCAUCCCCCAUUGCAGAGCACCAAGCCAAGCUUCGCCACCAUCCGUCGGGCCGAAGCCACCUGGGACAUCGCUGAAGAGAGCUCCCCCCGGGAAACCAGGGGAAAGGAGCCACAGAAAGAUGCCUCCCAGGAAAGAAUGCUGAGUGGGGCAGAUGAGAGCAGAGUUUUGCCUACACUCAGCUCUGAGAAGGAGAGUCUGAUAGCAGCAGUGAAGCAAUUCAGGGAUCCCUCAACCGCACCACGGCCUCCCAAACCAGUUGCCCUCCCCCGGGGCCGGAAACCCCCCAGCCAACCUGAGAGAAGCCGUAGCAACGAAGAAGCAGGCCUAGCAGUCGGGGCAGCUCCAGAAGAUACACGUACGUCAACCCCAAUAGCCCCGCCCCGCUGCCGACCUAAGGAACAUGAAAAUGAAGGGGACCCUGAGGUGGGAAGGAAGGCAGCCCCUCUCAAACCAAAGAGGACACGGCGAGCACAGUCGUGUGACAAGCUCGAUUCUGAUCGGGGCCGACAUCUGGGCUCUGGAGGUGCCAGUGACACACCCCUGCCUGACCCCCCUCCUCCCCCUCCUGACUGCAGCCUGCCCACCUGGAAAUCUCGCCCUGCUGUUUCCCAUCCUCUCCUUCCAGCGGACCGGACUGUGGGAACUCUCAAAUCUGGGACAGAAUGAUGGAUAGACGUUCCCUCGAUGCUGCCGCUGCAAGCUGCGGUGCCUUUUCAUCUUCUGACGGAAGCAAGGGAACAUGAAAGCUGCAAAGACCGAGAAUCACGGGGGAAACCUUCCCCAGGGUCCCCUUCCCACAAAGAGGGGCUGACCCCCCACCCCACCCUACAGAAACCAUCCAGGACCUGCUUGGUCUUCAGUGCUGCUGACCCCCCCCCAUUCUUUCCCCCCUCCUCCGUUUGUGCCUGUUUUCUUCCCUUGCUUCUGGGAUGGACCCAGUUUACCCUAUCACCCGGAAGGACACAACCACCCCCUUUUAAUCCUGGAGGGGCUGAGAAAAAGCCACAAUGAAUUCUCCCUCUCAACCAGUCGAUUUGGGGGUGUUGAGACUGACCCGCUCCCUGGAAGAGAAAUUCCAUGGCCGCCUUCUCGGUCCUCAGUUUCCUCCUCAUGCGGACCCCCACCCACCCAUCCUGUCCUCCUUGCUGCUCCUGCA
This is a messenger RNA of Eublepharis macularius, 4804 nucleotides long. RefSeq names its product capping protein regulator and myosin 1 linker 3 (gene CARMIL3). The coding region runs from base 16 to 4314 and encodes 1432 amino acids. Gene Ontology annotation, molecular function: protein binding. Gene Ontology annotation, biological process: cell migration; regulation of Arp2/3 complex-mediated actin nucleation. The record is from RefSeq and is a predicted model, not a curated record. The transcript is spliced from 43 exons. Lineage: Eukaryota; Metazoa; Chordata; Lepidosauria; Squamata; Eublepharidae. Gene Ontology annotation, cellular component: lamellipodium; plasma membrane.